This is a messenger RNA of Durotheca rogersii, 2290 nucleotides long. Its product is annotated as PAP1-domain-containing protein. Bases 256 to 2049 code for a protein of 597 amino acids. Gene Ontology annotation, molecular function: DNA-binding transcription activator activity, RNA polymerase II-specific; transcription cis-regulatory region binding. The record is from RefSeq and is a predicted model, not a curated record. Gene Ontology annotation, cellular component: RNA polymerase II transcription regulator complex. The transcript has 4 exons. Lineage: Eukaryota; Fungi; Ascomycota; Sordariomycetes; Xylariales; Xylariaceae.
CGUCUCUUGAGGCUUCGAGGACUUCGUUAGCAUCGAGCGCGGCAAUUGCUGCGCUCCAAACCAUCGCUCGUCUAGCAUCGCGAGUUAUCGUCGUUGGUGCCGUCGGCUCACGUCGUCUCACGUCGCCGACGCCGUAGCCCAAUUAGGAGGGGCAACCGACGUAUUCAAGCCGCAUACACCUACUCAAUCUGCCUUUCCUUUAUUCCAUAUCGUGACAGUAUACUCUAGAUCCGUCCCCUGUUAAACCCGGUCGCGAUGGCCUCGGCUCACUCUAACGUCCUACACAACUUCAUACUCACGCCUCAGCAGCAGAACCUGCUCUUCCGCGCGCUGACUUCAAACCAAGCGAGCAGCAGCAGUAGCAACGCAAGCAGCGCGCUCUCGCCCGAUACCUUGGCCAAAUCUCCGACUCGGAACCAGAAGAGCCCAGCUGGUUUUGACGCCACCAACACUAUGCCCAACGGCGUCGCUAAUGGGAUCCAUCACGGCCUUCAAGAAAGCCCAUUCCUAGACUACGACUACGAUCUCGGGCCCGAUACCGGUUUUGACUUUGACUUCAGCAGUGACGGGCAUGCCAAGAUGAUUGGAGACCUCCCAAGCGGGUCGCCGACAAAGGAAAACUCGAAGGCCAGCUCUCCUGAUAACGAGAGCCCGGACAAGCGAAGUCACCCGGACGACGAAGAGGAAGAAGACGUAGAGGAAGGCGGGGGCAAGCGCAGAGAGAGCGAAGGAAAAGUCCCCAAGAAGCCUGGUCGCAAGCCACUUACGAACGAACCCAGUUCGAAAAGGAAGGCCCAAAACCGCGCCGCGCAGCGCGCAUUCCGAGAGCGCAAGGAGAAGCACCUGAAGGAUCUCGAGACGAAGGUGGAAGAGCUCGAGAAGGCGUCCACGGCGACAAACAACGAGAACACUCAGUUGCGCGCACAGAUCGAGAAGCUGACGAUGGAAUUGAGCGAGUAUAAGAAUAAGCUGACGCUUGUGAACACCGUCCGCUCGCCGCCCGGAAGUGCACGACAAGCCCAAGGGUUCGGUCUCGCCGCCAUACAGAAUCUCAACGAUGUCAACUUUCAGUUUGAGUUCCCCAAGUUCGGUGUCCUUCCUGGCCCGAAUACGGGUAUGAAUGGGAACAAGCAAUCAUCGUACCAAUCUUCUGCGUCGGGUGGCAGCCCCAACGGCCAUGCAAGCCCACCGGAAAAGCCGAAGGAUCAGGCCACCCCCAAUUCGACCAAGAGCCGGGAAAACUCGGAUACGCAAUCGAAGGAUGCUUCGGCGAAGUCGUCAUCUCCGUACGGGAGCACAUAUGGCGGGAGCGUGUCGAGGUCAAGCUUAGACUCGGGCCAUUACAGCCUGAACGGGACCAACACCGGCUCUCCUUGUUCGUCGACGGCCAACUCCAACAUGGGGCCGAGUUCUUCUUGCGGCACAUCCCCCGAACCGCUUACCCAGUCGCCGCUAGGUUUCAAACCUGUAGAUACCAUGACCACGAUCGGCGAGGAACAUCCGGCGCUAAUCGGCGAUUCUAUAAACCACUUGGGUAACCUAGGCAACAUAGACUUCUCCAACUUCGACUGGCUAUCGCAUCAGAGCAACGGGCAGUUUGACCCGCAACUAUUUGGCGAAUAUCGGGAGCCGCAGGACAACAUCUUGGCGAGCGCGACGUUCGACGACAGCUUUUUUAACGAUGCCUUCGAUGUCGACUUCACCACGCCGUACAAUAUAGGGACGGCAACGGCAACGGCACCGGCACCAAGCCCCCGCCCACCCAAGAAGAACCUGAUCGCCGAAAUCGACGCCCGCAAGGAGUCGGAAGACACUAUAAUCACCACCAAUAAUGGCAAGCUCCUUACCUGCAACAAUAUCUGGGAGAAAUUGCAAGCCUGCCCCAGAGUGCAGUCCGGCGACCUCGACCUCGACGGGCUUUGCUCCGACCUCCAGAAGAAGGCCAAGUGCGGAGGCUCGGGAGCGGUCGUCGACGAGCAGGACUUCAAGGCGGUCAUGACCAAGUACCUGGGACCUUCGGCCGGGGAAUGCUCGACAGGCCCCAACUAAAUCUACCUAGCCUCUCUCCCCUCUCCCUCUCAGCCUCCCCACCCUCUCGUUUUCCCACCCAUCGCUCUUUUCUCUUUUUUUUUUCCCCUUCCCGUUCUCGGCCUUUUUCUUGCUUUUUCUGGGUGGAAUUUGGAAGAGAUUAUCGAUACGCAACAUACCCAGACCGACCAACCGGUUUCAUCAGGACAGACAUGGCGGGGGAAGGGCGUAAACGGGCAUUAGACAAGAAUCGCCUCAGCCA